Messenger RNA from Cylicostephanus goldi, 234 nucleotides. The record is from the annotation of a GenBank genome assembly. Lineage: Eukaryota; Metazoa; Nematoda; Chromadorea; Rhabditida; Strongylidae.
AUGUUGGAGGAACAGUUGUUGUGUGAGGAAAGAAUUUUCUCGCAGUUAGUGAGAGUAGAAAUAAAACGAACCUGGAUCCGGAUUCGACCGGGUUUCACAGCAAUUGUGGAGGUGGAAAUCUAUGAUCGGGGAUACUCGGAAGGAGAUUGCAAUGCAGAGGCAGGUACCACCUCUGACUACCACUAUAAGUUUGCCCCUGAAGGCGAAGCUGGAAAAGAAAUAAACUCAGCGUAA